Molecule: messenger RNA, 2120 nt
Organism: Owenia fusiformis
Lineage: Eukaryota; Metazoa; Annelida; Polychaeta; Sabellida; Oweniidae
Source: the annotation of a GenBank genome assembly
UGUGUAUGCAGAGCAAGAACAAAAGAUGACCAAAAACCACUGGCAAAAAUCCUGAAAUUUAUGGAUAAAAAGUACAUGUCUUGUGCUUCACUUAGAUUUGAAAACUUUAAAUUUGAAAUUUUGGCAAAUGGAUCAUUUUAAUAAAUUUGAGAACCUAUCAUCAGUUUUUCUAAGAAACUGCAGUAUAUUGCAGAUUGAAACAGGGGCUUUUAAAAGUAACAGUUUGCAAACUCUCAAUAACAUAACAAUAAAUAUUGAACUGAAUCCUAUAAGGUACAUUGAACCCGGAACUUUUGACCUCUCCAAAUCAUGGAGACAGCUGCUACUUCGUCAAAAUGAGAAUUUGGGAACAGAAAAUAUUCAAACAGUUUUUAAUGACCUACAAAAUAAAACAGUGGAGACUUUGGAAAUAAAAACAUGUGGAAUUUUCCUGAGGGAAUUAGAUAAAUCCUUUUUUGAACCAUUACGGUAUUCCAGUAUUAAAAGGUUGAAUAUGGCAGGUAACUCUUUCGGAAUUGUGGCAUCUGAUGCAUUUGAACCAUUGGCAGCAUCCCUUGAUACCCUAGUUUUGUGGAACUUUAUGUACAUAAGAAAAGACACAUUCAAGGUAUGUCGACACCUGAGAAAUUUGAACCUUGGUGGUUUCACAGUAACUGCAAGUCCAGACGCCCGACCAUUACACCUAAAUAAUUUAACACAGUUAAAAAUUCUAAAUAUCAACUUAAAGGGUUCUGGAUAUGUGAUACUUGACAUAUAUGGUUUGGAUAAUUUGUAUGAGUUGCAUGUUACAAACACUUAUGAUUCUGGAAUAAUGAGAACUGUCAUUAAACUUCUGGACACUUCCAAACUUCUGAAGCAAUUAGACUUGUCAGGAAAUUCACUUUUCACAUAUCCAGAUAACAAACUUUGUCAACUUUCUGAAGAUCGAGUCAAUCUCAAUUUUCUGUCACUGAAAAACAACUUCUUUUCCCAUAUUCCUCGAUGCAUGUUUAAAGGUCUGUAUAAUCUACAGAAUCUGAACCUUCGAAACAAUUUACUCAGAAUCCUAGAAAGGGAUCUCUUCAAGGAUUUACAUAGUUUAAGCAUGUUGGAUUUGUCUCAGAAUGCAAUAACUUUUAUUGACUCAAGCAAUGUGGAAAUAAUGACACCUUAUCAAGGGCAUGUGAUAUUGUACGUGCAAAACAAUAACUUUGAUUGUAACUGUCAACUAAAAGACCUUCGUAAUUGGCUUACAAUGAACCUCAUGCAAAAGCGAUAUAUUUUCAAAUAUGUACAUGUAAAUUGUUCAACACCAUCCAAUAGGCAAACUGAAUAUAUCCACAAUUUCACAAUGACCUGGCUGGAGUGUAAUACAAAGCUAGUUGUAGAAGUUUCAUCAAUAAGUGGAAGUUUAAUUUUACUUGUUACAGUUGUGGCACUUGUGCUACUGAAACAUUUCUGGAAGGAUAUUGAGUACAGGAAAAUGGUCAUUUUAGCCCGCAAACAUGAACAAGAUUUAAAUAUAGAUGGUCUUCUUAUAGAACAUGACGCUUUUGUUAGUUACCAUAGUGAAAAACAAUUAUGGGUUGAGAAUGAUUUAUGUAAGGAACUUGAGAAUGGAUUGGAUAUCAAGUUCAAACUGAUUUAUGAUGAUCGAAUAAUGCCUGGUGGUUCAUUAUUCACCUCACUGGGAAUGGCAAUACAUACCAGCAGGAAGAUUUUAUUUGUGGUGAGUCGUGGUUGGGUGAAAGAUGGCAUGAAUCAAUUUGAGGUUGACAUGGCUCUCGCCAAACUCCUAGAUGACUACAGGGACAUGAUCAUAGUUCUACUGAUGGAACACAUCCCUAAAGCUGAGAUGCCUGACAAAGUAAAGAUGAUUAUAAAGCACAAUAAUUGUUUUAGAUGGAGCAACAAUGAGAAGAAACAAGCAAAGUUCUGGAGGGAUCUCAAAUUGGAGCUAGGGAAACAUCACUUUGAGAUACCAAUACAGGAAGCUGAUUGAAUAAUGACAAUGCUGUGCAGGGGCGAAGCCAGCUUUCAGUCAGGGGGGUGUGAUCGCCCCAAAAAUUCAGUUUUCAGUCAAGGGGUGCGAUUGUGGCAUAAACAGCCCAAAAAUUAAGAUUUAUCUUGAAUUUUACAUU